Messenger RNA from Calidris pugnax (ruff), 1868 nucleotides. RefSeq names its product dihydroorotate dehydrogenase (quinone) (gene DHODH). Gene Ontology annotation, cellular component: cytoplasm; mitochondrial inner membrane. Bases 100 to 1311 code for a protein of 403 amino acids. Gene Ontology annotation, biological process: pyrimidine ribonucleotide biosynthetic process; 'de novo' pyrimidine nucleobase biosynthetic process. The record is from RefSeq and is a predicted model, not a curated record. NCBI's taxonomy places the organism in Eukaryota, Metazoa, Chordata, Aves, Charadriiformes, Scolopacidae. The transcript is spliced from 7 exons. Gene Ontology annotation, molecular function: dihydroorotate dehydrogenase activity.
UGAUGAGCUCUGCCCACCGGUGGAGGUGCCCACCAGGGGUCCUGAGGUGGCCGGGGGUGCAGGAGAUGACCCUGGACCUGUAGUGGUCCGUGGGAGGUGAUGAGCUCUGCCCAUUGGUGGAGGUGCCCAGCAGGGCUCCUAGGGUGGCCUGGGGUGCAGGAGGUGGCCCUGGCAGGAGCCGUGGGUCCCCCGGGGCAGGCAGCUGAGGAGGACACCCUGCAGGGCAGAGGGGGUGAAGUGUGGGGGGACAGAGGCUGCCCCUGCUGGGGCUGGAGAGAGGCCGUGGCUGUAGCUCCUGGUGUCGGUGGCCUCUGGAGCUCCUGGCUGCCUGUGUGUGACCCAGCCCCUGCCCCUCAGGAGGUGCGAGUCCUCGGCCAGCGGUUCCGCAACCCGGUGGGCCUGGCGGCUGGCUUCGACAAGCAGGGGGAGGCCGUGGACGGGCUGUACAAGAUGGGUUUCGGCUUUGUGGAAGUAGGGACUGUCACACCCAAGCCCCAGGAGGGGAACCCUAGACCCAGGGUCUUCCGGCUGGUGGAGGACGAGGCGGUCAUUAACAGGUAUGGGUUCAACAGCCAUGGCCAUGCUGCAGUGGAGCGCAGGCUGAGGGCCCGCCAGGAGACACAGCUCAGGCUCACUGGUGCGGGGAUGCCCCUUGGAGUCAACUUGGGCAAGAACAAAAGUUCUACCGAUGCUGCAGCUGACUACGUGGCUGGAGUCCGGACGCUGGGCCCUUUGGCUGACUACCUGGUUGUGAAUGUGUCCAGCCCAAACACCCCAGGGCUGCGGGACCUGCAGGGCAAGGCUGAACUGCGGGACCUGCUGACCAAGGUGCUGGCAGAGAGGGAUGCGCUGCCCUUCGAGCACAAGCCAGCCGUGCUGGUGAAGAUUGCUCCUGACCUCACCACACAGGACAAGGAGGACAUCGCUAGCAUUGUCUGUGAGCUAGGUGUGGAUGGGCUGAUUGUCACCAACACCACCGUGAGCCGCCCCAGCAGCCUCCGGAGCAGGCAGCGCACGGAGCCCGGGGGCCUCAGCGGGAAGCCCCUGCGGGAGCUCUCCACACAGACCAUCAGGGAGAUGUACUCCCUCACCCAAGGCCGGGUGCCCAUCAUCGGGGUGGGUGGGGUGAGCAGCGGGCGCGAUGCCCUGGAGAAGAUCCGUGCUGGAGCCUCGCUCGUGCAGAUGUACACAGCGCUCGUGUACCAUGGGCCGCCAGUGGUGGGGGCGGUGAAGCGGGAACUGGAGGAGCUGCUGAGGGAGCAGGGGUUCAAGAACGUCAUGGAAGCAGUUGGAGCAGAUCACCGGUCCUGACACACUGCGGAACCAAGGUCUAUCCAGGAGGAGCUGCAGUCAAGCAGGGACAGGUCUGAUGUUUCCAGCUCUGGUCAGGCUGGGACUGAGCCGAGGUCCUGGUCCCAGCCCCUGACAACGCUCAAUGAUGGGUGAAGCUGGGACUUCACUGGUGGGGAGCAGGUGAUGGGGCCUCCACAGUGGUGCUGCUGUCCAGGGCCGCAUUUUGGAUUUCCUGUGGGUUGGGGUCCCCAGCAGAAACCAGUGCUGGGUAAGGCUCUGCUGGGCAGUGAGGAAGGCCUCUGAGGGGACAUCCCUACGGGCUGUAGGCAGUCCUGUGCCCUGGCUUCUGCUGCAGCGCUUCCCUGUGGAGGUCACACACCUCCCUGCCCAGAACCACAGGCCAAGCUGUAUUCUUGGUGUUCCUUCUGCCAGGGACCCUGCAGCCUGUGCUGCCUGCUCUGGCUGGCACUUGGUCCUCCUGCACCUCAGCCUCCACAGCAGGGUCUGCCCUCCACACGUGGUCCUGUAACAAACCUGCCAGCCUAGGGUCCUGCCCGAAUGUCAAUAAAUGUUUG